AUGUCCACCGCUAAGCUCAGUGUGACACAGACAGAUCUUGAUCUUCUGUGCGAUUACAGUCUCCAAUUGAACAGAUGGUUGCUGAAACCUAUCGGAGCUUGGCCUAAAUCAUCCACCACCACAAAAAUGGAAAAAGUUAUUUCACUAAUUUCGAACAUAAUUUGCUACUCCCUCAUUUUAGCCGCAGUAAUUCCUUGCGCACUGCACAUAAUCCUCGAGGAUGAGGAUAUUCGUUUAAAGAUCACAGCAAUGGGUCCUUUCAGCCACUGGUCCCUCGGAGGUAUCGGUUACACCACGUUGCUGAUGCACGGUAAAGAAAUAAAAUGGUGCGUGGAUCAGGUGAAAAGUGAUUGGAAAGCUGCGACAAAGCCGGAGGUGCAACAAGUGAUGCUAAAAGACGCGAAAUUCGGUCGUUACGUGGUAGCCUUUUGCGCAAUCUUCUUACAAGGGGCCAUUUUGUCCUUCAAUCUGCUAAAAGCAUUUACUAUAGAGAUCGUUGAAGCUGAAAACGAAACCAAGAUCAUAAGGUUGCUACCAUUACCGGCUUACAAAGGACUGGUACCAGUCGACACCAAUCCCGCAAACGAAAUUAUGCUUUCGGUGCAAAUCAUUUCUGGUAUCAUCGUAAAUUCUAGCUUUGUUGGUGCUUUCAGCUUGGCCACAGUCUUUACAGCUCACGUCUCUAGCCAAUUGAAUGUACUAAUGAUGUGGAUCACGGAGUUCGUAGAUCGAUCGGCAGAGCACGAAAAAUGUGCUGAUUUGAAGGGUAUAAAUGAUAUCGUGGAGAAACAUCUUACAAUUUACAGCUUCAUAUCACGUAUCGAAGCUAUAAUGAAUGAGAUAUGUUUCAUGGAAUUAUUCAAAUGUACAUUUAGCGUAUGUCUGCUUGGUUACUAUAUCCUUAUGGUACGCCGUAACAAAUAUGUUUUGUGA
Osmia lignaria (orchard mason bee) is the source of this 933-nucleotide messenger RNA. The record is from RefSeq and is a predicted model, not a curated record. Lineage: Eukaryota; Metazoa; Arthropoda; Insecta; Hymenoptera; Megachilidae.